AAAUAUCGCCAGCAGUGAAUAUCAGUUGCUUGUUCAAAGUGCAGAUCGCACAUUUAGCUUUGACCAGAGGGUGGAGCUUCUAUAUGAACCAAAAACUAUGUCGGUAUUCAUACAAACGGACAAACCGGUGUAUACCCCGGGAGAUCUGAUACGUUUUCGGGUAAUCGUGGUGGAUGCUGACACUAGACCUGUGACUAGUAUUAAAACGGUAAAUAUAGCGAUCGACGAUUCUGCAAAAAAUUCCAUUCGAAAGUGGCCUUAUGCCAAGUUGUUAAACGGCAUCUUUGAGUCACAAGUGCAAUUAGCUUCUUCGCCUGUUCUUGGCACCUGGAUUAUCAACGUAACAGCUUCCGACGACAUCAUUGUCACCAAACAGAUAGAAGUUAAGGAAUAUGUGUUGCCAAAAUUUUUCGUGAAAGUUUACCCUUCGGAGGUUCUAUUGGGGAAAAAUAAGAAGGUUUCUCUUACCUUAGAUGCCUAUUACACGUUCAAAGAACCCGUCGACGGCAAUUACAAAGUUGAGUUAUUUUUGGACCAUACCAAGAGAAAGCCUGACUUCAUAAAAAGUGAUCGAAUCACCGGUAAAACAUCACUUGAGUUUCAAUUGAAAAAUGAAGUAGACAUUGAUGGCGACGAGCAGUACACUGAUGUCACGGUUGAAGUUGAAGUUGUCGAGGCAUUUUCUAAUCGCACAGUUAGUAUAACUGAGAAUAUUCCGAUUUAUCGUCAGCCUUAUACCGUGACCCUUCUUCCAUCUGCACCAUCAUUUCGACCAGGAGUUCCAUUCAAUGUACAAAUAGUUGUGAAAGAUCAGCUUGGACACCCUCCUGCCGAAGAAAAAGCGGCAUCAAUUGACCUUACUGUAGAGUUCCAUUUGCCCAUUGACAGUGACACCAAAUCUAUCACUGUAGAUCUGGACGAGAAAGGAACAGGUCAGCUCACAUUAGAGCCCCGCCCAGACGCCCAAGAACUGAAAGUGAACGUAUGUUCCAUUAGUUUGUUAAUUUCUCAACCAAAUAUUUACCAACCAAUUUUUUUCCUAUUUUUAAACCCGGAUUUUUUACUUUUUCAGGCUACAUAUGACUCUCAACAAUACGAUGUAAUUCACGAUCCGAUACAUGGUUUCAGUUCGCAAAGUAAGCAGUACAUCACAGUAACUCUGAAUCCAAAAUACUAUAACAACAUUAAAGUCGAUAAGGACAUCGUACUGGACAUCUCCUGCACUGAAACAAUGACGCACUUCUCGUACAUCGUUGUCACCAGAGGAAACAUAGUGGAAGCAUCGAACGUUCCUGUCAGGAUAAAAAAGAAACAUUCUCUGAGAUUGAAAAUGACUUCAAAAAUGUCUCCGGAGUCGAGGCUUCUAGUGUACUAUACAAACAGGGAGUAUCUCAUCUUUGAUGAUAUUGAGCUGAAGUUCGAUUCGUUCAACAACGACUUCAAAUUCGAUUUGAACGAUGAUGAGUAUUUUCCAGGGCAAUCAGUUUAUAUCGAUGUAUACGCUUCAAAGGAUUCAUACGUUGCGUUCAGUGGAAUCGAUGAAAGUGUACUCCUGGUAGGCAAAGAGCGCCAUGACUUCAACAAAGGAGAUGUGCUCAAGGAACUCGCUCUUUACGGAGCAACAAAUGAUGCCGAGUUUGACUUGUUCCACAAAUAUGGAUUGUUCCUGAAAUCUACUGCUACCGUUGAUACUCCUGUAACUCGCUCACAGAAUGCACGAUUUGGUACUCUACUAGGAAGGACUAGGCAGCAAGCGAUUGAAAUUCGAACUCAAUUCCUAGAAUCCUGGUUAUGGAAAUCCUUUUCCAUGGAUGGUCGAAACAACUUCAAAGCAAUAGAAGACUCGGUUCCGGAUACUAUUACAACGUAUCACGUGUCAGGAUUUGCUUUAAGUCCAACACUAGGUCUUGGAGUAAUCCAACAACCAGUGAGUUUCACCGUUCGUAAAAAAUUCUACUUGGUUGCAAAUUUGCCUUACUCGAUCAAACGGGGUGAAGUGGCGUUGAUUCAGGUUACCGUCUUCAACUUCCUAGGAAGCAGCAUAACAACCGAUGUGACGCUGUUCAAUAAACGCGAUGAAAUUGAGUUUGUCGAGAAUGCAUCCACUAAUAAUACACAUCGAACAAAGGCGGUAAUUGUCCCGAAUAACAAUGGAAAAUCUGUAUCAUUUAUGGUGAAAGCAAAGAAAUUAGGACAGAUUGCGAUCAAAUUCCAGGCGGUAAACCUGCUGGAAACGGAUGCAUUGGAGCACAUGUUACGAGUAACCCCAGAGAGCCAUCGCUAUGAGAAAAAUGUAGCUCGAUUCGUUGAGCUACCAAAGUUUGAGACGCAAACUUUCGAUGUGAAGCUGGACAUUCCCAAAAAUAUCGACGAGGGUUCUGCUCAAAUCAAAUUCACGUUAGACCGUAAGUAUAAAUAG
Molecule: messenger RNA, 2419 nt
Organism: Aedes aegypti (yellow fever mosquito)
Lineage: Eukaryota; Metazoa; Arthropoda; Insecta; Diptera; Culicidae
Product: CD109 antigen
Exons: 8
Coding region: 98-2419 (773 amino acids)
Molecular function (GO): endopeptidase inhibitor activity
Source: RefSeq, a predicted model, not a curated record